UGUGAUCCAGGGGAAGGUCAGACAUUAUCUGCUCCCCUAUUUUACCGCGCUGACUAAGGCAAACAUGACAUUGCUGAGUUAUGGCUCUCGCCAUAGAGUUGGCUUUUAGAAUCUAAUAGUGACGUCGAAGCCUGGGAUUUCUCUCGACAUGUUCGCACAGCGCAUGGAUGUAGGAAUUAAGGCGAGGACGCUCCGCCUAUUACUGCCGAUCCGCUUGGUCAGCUUGAAUCUACCCUUGGCGCACCUACCCGACACUAAGUGCAGCUUAACCGGACCCCGCUUCUAUCCACGAUGGGUACAGAGAAACCUGGUCCGAUUGAGGCUGCUUGCACGGAAGGUUUCCAAAGCAUUGUCCUACUUGCUGCUAAGGAGAUCGACAAGAAAUUUGAUGACAUGUUCAACCGUGGCAAAGAAGAUGAGAGCGAACCAUUUUUUGGACCAAUGUGUCAGCUGGAGAGUGACAUCAGGCCUAUGAUCGAGGCUGAAGUCCGACGUCUGAUCCACUUCACAAAAAAGAAUAGACUCGCCUCUUCAGUGUCAGCUAUUUUGCUUCACACAGAUGGGUUUCUGCAGCCUUUUCGGCAGUAUAUAAAGUCUGUUGUCGAAGUUGAGCAGAAGAAGCUGGAGGCACAUCAGGCCUAUGUGGGAAAGAAAGAGGAAAUCCUUCAGCUCAUUCAGUGGAGAGAAUAUAAGCAGGCUAUGGAGAUGGCUCUGUCAAGCAACGACCAGAGAUUGGUCACUGCUGUGUGCAGGAAAUUAAAUAAGCUGGGCAUUUAUUUAUUGGAACCCUGCCCAUUCGAGCCAUUUUAUAUGCUGUCAAUCAUCGAACGAAUGCCACAGAACCUCGAAGAGGACGAGGAUACCAAAGACCGAUUUUUGCUCAAGACAGUGAGAAAGUUGACAGGAAUGUAUCUUUUCGAGAAAGAAAAGAUGCAGAUGGUGGAGCGGCUGAAGGAGUCUAUAACAGCCAUCUCUGACAUCGUGGCAAACAAACCCGAAGGAUUCGAUUCUGACUUGUUGACUUUGUCCAUUAAUUGCCUCAGUGUUUUCAUUGGUUGAAAUAAAGUGAGACAAGUUGGCACUGGAAUUCCCUCCGUU
Molecule: messenger RNA, 1098 nt
Organism: Corythoichthys intestinalis (scribbled pipefish)
Lineage: Eukaryota; Metazoa; Chordata; Actinopteri; Syngnathiformes; Syngnathidae
Product: enhancer of mRNA-decapping protein 4-like
Exons: 7
Coding region: 292-1059 (255 amino acids)
Source: RefSeq, a predicted model, not a curated record